Rhincodon typus (whale shark) is the source of this 1878-nucleotide messenger RNA. It is a transcript of the gene hoxd12a, whose product is annotated as homeobox D12a. Lineage: Eukaryota; Metazoa; Chordata; Chondrichthyes; Orectolobiformes; Rhincodontidae. Bases 43 to 861 code for a protein of 272 amino acids. The transcript has 2 exons. Gene Ontology annotation, biological process: regulation of DNA-templated transcription. The record is from RefSeq and is a predicted model, not a curated record. Gene Ontology annotation, molecular function: DNA-binding transcription factor activity, RNA polymerase II-specific; sequence-specific double-stranded DNA binding.
GCUAAAUAGGGCACAGAGAGGAUCUGAUCGCGCUGCUCGGAAAUGUGCGAGCACAAUCUGCUAAAUUCAGGCUAUGUCGGCUCCCUGUUAAAUUUUACCAGCCCGGAGCCCUUCUACUUCGCCAACCUGCGUCCGAAUGGGACUCAACUGGCAACUCUGUCGCCAGCACUCUCCUAUACCCGCCGGGAGGUGUGCUCGCUCCCGUGGACUUCGAGUCCAUGCGCAUCGCCGCCGCAGAGCCGCGCCUUUAGCGGCUACUCUCAGUCCUACCUCAGCAACUCAGUCUCCAUCAGCAUCAAUAAGCAUGGAUCAGAGAAGGCAGCAGCCGGCGAAGAGCCAAACAAAUACUACUUCCAAGACAGCAGCCGCAAACUGGAAGAGAGAUGUAGACACAAUCAGUCUUAUCCAAGUGAUUCCAGCAUCCCCUCUUCAGUCAACAUUAAUGCUGCCAAGUACGAGUACCCAAACGUGGAAACAUCUCUACAUGGCUCGUCAUUACAUAACCAAGGCUUUGAAUUGAAUUCCAACUCUCCCACUGUAAAUGAUGGCAUCAAGCAAAGUGUGAGCCUCAGUAUGUCAUUACAGUCACCAGUAACGCCAGUAUGCAACAGAUCCUCCGAUGGGCUGCCCUGGUGUCCAACCCAAGUGAGGUCAAGGCGAAAACGCAAGCCGUACACAAAACAGCAAAUAGCUGAACUUGAAAAUGAAUUUCUGGCGAACGAGUUCAUCAAUCGACAGAAGAGGAAGGAAUUGUCCGAUAGACUGAAUCUGAGCGACCAACAAGUAAAAAUCUGGUUUCAAAACCGGCGUAUGAAAAAGAAAAGGCUUGUUAUGCGCGAACAAACACUCUCACUCUUUUAGGCCAAAGUAAAGUUCAUAUGUGAGUUUCAAGGUCGCGAAUUGAACUUUUAAUGCUAACUAAGCUUGCUUACAGAAAGCAUGUAGAUCAAGAAUAUCCAUUGUUUUAAUGGAUAGGUGCUCCUUUGACGUGCUGUCAUAUAAAACAGCAAUUUUACAUUACAUUGCCACUGCCACUAGUCCAGGGCGUGUUGGUUUAGUUAAACAUCAGCGACAUACAGGGACUGAGAUGCAAACUGUGGAUACCUCGUGAACAUUUGCCAUAACAGGAAAUUAUCGUAAGGCACAAAUUUGACUUGUUGUGGUCUGUACUUUGCUGUUCAUGGAUAACGUGCCGGCCUCUUCUCAUCGUCAUUUCUUAGUUUCAAAGACAUUUGUCAUUGUUUUGAUUCCUCCAUUUGUUUAAAUUUUCACAUGACUCCGUUCGAGUAAAAAGCAGAUAUUCUGCAUUUGAGAAUGUAAGUACAACAGAUCAUUAGAAUGGAACGUUGGAAUAUAAAUCUUAAAUAUAUAACUAUUAUGCAUGCACUCUACCUAUGUACAUUUAGUUCUAAUAAAAUGAACGACGAAGCAUUUUUUUCAUUUGUAUAUACAGUUCAUGUUUUGUAAUCUUGCUGUGAAGCUGGAGCUGGACAGUGGAUUAACUCAUAUCUGAUAAAUACUCAUACCAGUCAGGAGUGUCACAUUUGAUUUUCGAAAACUGCAUUUCCACACUGAGCGAUAGCAGUAUGCGAUGACUUUAAUUAGACGAAUGGAAAUGUGUUGGUAUUAUUGAUAUGUUGUGACUGACCAGUGUCUUGACGCCGAAUUGUUUUCAAAGUUCCAGCGACUUCAGUUUCAUAAUCCCGAAGUUGUUCUGCUGAAAUUGCACAUGAAACCUGUCCAUAAUAUUACAUAAAUGAUCAACUGUGCCAGAAGUGACAAAUAAACACGGGUGCGAAAACUGUUAUGAAAUUGUACUUUUCUUGAGUUCUUUAAAGGAUCGUAUUGAACAAAAUAAAAUUAAAGAAACACAGCUUA